Messenger RNA from Colletotrichum orchidophilum, 1812 nucleotides. Its product is annotated as protoporphyrinogen oxidase. Gene Ontology annotation, cellular component: mitochondrial inner membrane. The coding region runs from base 1 to 1812 and encodes 603 amino acids. Lineage: Eukaryota; Fungi; Ascomycota; Sordariomycetes; Glomerellales; Glomerellaceae. The transcript is spliced from 3 exons. Gene Ontology annotation, molecular function: protoporphyrinogen oxidase activity, oxygen as acceptor. The record is from RefSeq and is a predicted model, not a curated record. Gene Ontology annotation, biological process: heme biosynthetic process.
AUGGCUCUACUGAGAUCCUACCACUCCCAGCGCUUCUGCAGCGCAGCCCUCGGAGCCUGCGGCAGAAGUGCCCUCGUGCCGGCGCGAUCCUUCUCGACGUCCACCGCCGUCGGAAAACAGCAACGGGCACCACCGCGGCAAUCCAGCAAAGAAGCGGAACCAAUCUUCACAAAGAACGUACAGGUACCGACUGAUGUCGCCGUCAUCGGUGGUGGCAUCGCGGGCCUGACGACCGCGCACUACCUGGCCAAGCUGCUCCCCGAGACGUCCAACAUCACCGUGUACGAGGCAGGGAACCGGUUGGGCGGGUGGAUCGACACGCAGGAGGUCGAGGUCGAGGUCAAUGGCAAGAAGAAUAAUGUGCGCUUCGAGCGCGGGCCGAGGACGCUGCGCGGUAUGGGCAAGGAUACAUGGAAAUUUGACGACCUCGUGCUCUUUGAUCUGAUCAGAGACCUCGAAAUGCAAGGCGAAUACCUAGGCAUCAAGUCCCCGCCCCGGUACAUCUACUACCCGGACCAUCUCGUCGAGAUACACCCGCGCAACGUCUUCCGCGAGGCCGCCUUCAAAGGCAUCAUCCCGGGCUUCCUGAACGUCAUGUGGCGCCGCUCACAGGCCCGCCAGGAGCAUCGGCCGUCCGACAUGUCAGUCAGCGACUUCAUCGCUCGCUAUGUCGGACGCCCCGAGCUGACGGACAACCUGGCGUCGGCCAUGAUCCACGGGAUCUGGGGCGGCGACGCGGACAAGCUGAGCAUGCGCAGCUUCAUGCCUGGGCCGUGGCACCGCUUCUUUAACAUGCCGGCCAGCAAGGAGGACUGGAUCUUGUUUCCACGGAGCGAGGUCGGAUUGCUGCAUACGUUGGGCGUCGAUCCGGAGCUGCGCGGCUACUUGAAGAGUGCUCAGAAGGACCAGCUCGUCUUCUUCGAGAAGGGCAUGAGCAGUCUGCCGAAUACUAUUGCGGAGCGCCUGAGGAAGAGGAAGAACGUCACGAUCAAGAUGGGCGAACCCGUCACCGGCCUCGAGUAUGAUUGCAAAGGCUCCAAAGUUCUGCUCUCAUCACCCAAGUCGGCCUCCCCGACAUCAUACGACAAGGUGGUUUCCACCACUACAAGCAAGGCCCUCCAUGCCGUGACAAAUGACGCCUUACCCUCCCUCGCAAGCUCGCCCAACGUCUCCAUCAUGGCCGUAAACUUGUGGUACCCGCAGCCUAACCUCAACGCCUCCCAUCCGGGCGUCGGCUACCUCGUGCCUCGCGCAACCGACUCCAACCUCGAAGGCCUCCUCGGCGUCUUCUUCGACUCGGACGUCGUCCCCUGCGCCCCCGACGAGCCAGAGGGCACCAAAUUUUUCGUCCUCAUGGGCGGUCACUACUGGAACGACCUCCCCGCGGGCUCGUACCCCACUGAGCAAGAAGGCAUCGAGAUGGCCAAAUCCGUCCUCGAGCGCCACCUCGGCAUCCCCAAAACCCAACCCGCCUUCGCCAUGGCCCACCUCGCAAAGGACUGCAUCCCGCAGCACCACGUCGGCCACUGGGAACAAAUGGGCCGUGCGAGCUACGAGCUGCAAGACGCUUUCGGUGGCCAGCUCGCCGUCGCGGGCGGCUCGUACACGAAUAUUGGCGUCACGGGCGCCAUCCGCGCCGGCUACGAUAUGGCGGUGCACAUUGCGCAGUCCGCGCAGGCCCACGUGGGCGACACGGGUCUCGCGCAGUUCGAGUGGUCCAAGUUGGAGCUGUUCGAAACCUCUCGGACUGGACUGCGCCAUAUCGGGCGUGAUAUCGAGGAGACGAUCGGAUGGAGGAACUACGUCCGCUGA